Messenger RNA from Brienomyrus brachyistius, 1113 nucleotides. RefSeq names its product poly(A) binding protein interacting protein 2B (gene paip2b). Gene Ontology annotation, molecular function: mRNA regulatory element binding translation repressor activity. Gene Ontology annotation, biological process: negative regulation of translational initiation. Bases 153 to 551 code for a protein of 132 amino acids. The record is from RefSeq and is a predicted model, not a curated record. Gene Ontology annotation, cellular component: cytoplasm. The transcript has 4 exons. NCBI's taxonomy places the organism in Eukaryota, Metazoa, Chordata, Actinopteri, Osteoglossiformes, Mormyridae.
GGGUUGUCUUAGCGGAGGUCACAUGACCGCGCUGCUCGCUAUGUCCUCGGCUGCGUGCUAGCCGGCCAAGAGCAUCUGCAGAUCGCCACGCCACAUGCGCAGGGAAUAACCUCGUUCGCUGGAGUCUAGGACGUAAACCCGCGGAACACACGAUGCCAGAGCCGGCAGAUAUGAGCGGUCCGGAGGUGGCGAAGACACCGGGAGGCGGAGGCCCUGGAAAGGAGGGCAAGGAGCCGGUCGCCAAUGGGCAUGGAGAGGGCGACUCCAACCCCUUCGCUGAAUACAUGUGGAUGGAGAAUGAGGAGGAGUACAACCGACAGGUGGAGGAAGAGCUUCUGGAGCAGGAGUUUUUGGAGCGCUGUUUCCAGGAGAUGCUCGAUGAGGAGGAUCAGGAUUGGUUCAUUCCAGCAAGGGACCUCCCCUCUGGAGUGGGGCAGCUCCAGCAGCAGCUCAACGGCCUGUCUGUCAGUGAUGUCAGCACCGAGGAUAUCGUGCGCAAGAGCAGCUUGAAUCCCGAAGCAAAGGAGUUUGUGCCAGGAGUGAAGUACUAGGGUCCCCCCUGGCACCAGGGGGCGCCUUUUAUAGAGACACUGGUGACCCUCGGUCACGUCUGCACACACUCAAACAGGGGCGCAAAGGAGAUACAGCAAGGGCAACUCCUCCUAUAAGCUUUUUAUUUGUUUUUUUCCAAGUCUAAGUGUUGGGGGGUGGGAGGGGCUCAGCUACAAUCCCUCCAGGACAUUACACAAGUUACACAUCAUACUCAGUAUUGAGCUGUUCUUCAUCCUGUUUCUUUAACCCUGAGGACUGGUCAUGUGAGUUUGUAUGGAGAGGCUAUUUUUUCCCCCCUGUUUGGGUUUAUUUUUCAUGCUUUUUGUUUUUGUUUGGAUUUGUGUCUUUUGGGCAGCAGUGUCCAGGAGUGAGGGAGUGGGAGGAGCUACUGGGCAUGACAGGGGGGUCAGGUGACCAGCCUUGUGACCUGAUUAGACCAAUAGGAAAGCCUGUGGGGGAUUCACACAAAAUCAUUUUUUGAUUUAAGUUGAAAUCCUGACACAAAGUACGAAUUUCAUUAAAAAAAAGGAAAAAUGAAUAAAAACAAUAUACCUAUUUGGA